AUGAUCUCGAGUCGUGUCUUUGCCUCUGCCCUGCGCGCUCAGGCUCCUGCUCUGCAGGCAGUCAAGGCCCGCCCCGCCGCCCGCGUCUUCCAGCAGACCCGUGGCUUCAAGAACACUCCCAAGUUCAGAGAGCCCGUUCCCGUACGUUGCUAUGCGCAUGCCCUUCGUAUCCGUACCCUGAAGAAGAUUCCCCCAGAGUUGAUCCCCAUCGGUAUCGUCCUUGCCGUCGCCAUUGGCUUUGCCGCCUACUCGCUCUUCCGCAAGCUCUUCACCGACGGCACCCUCCGUCUGUACAGAUCCAGAGGUCACAACCAGGCUUCGUCUCCUUCCGACACCAAGCCCUCCCACUAG
This is a messenger RNA of Aureobasidium uvarum, 351 nucleotides long. The record is from the annotation of a GenBank genome assembly. Lineage: Eukaryota; Fungi; Ascomycota; Dothideomycetes; Dothideales; Saccotheciaceae.